GUGAGUGCGUGUCUGUGAACGUCCAACUCUACAUCAUGCGAGUGUUACUGUUAUUGGGAAUGGUAGGAGUGGCGGUAUGCAGGCCCGAACCUCCUCUAUCAUUCGGUGGAGGUCUACCCCUAGACAGCUAUGCCGCCCCCAUCAGUGGAGGCGGUGGCGGCGGCGGCAGCUACGGGCCGCCCCCAGUAUACGGCCCUCCGCAGCAAGCUCCGGUCAUUCACAAACACGUCUACGUGCACGUGCCACCCCCAGAGCCUACGUACUACGCACCGCGCCGCCCCACGCCGCCUCCACCUCCACAGAAGCACUACAAGAUUGUGUUCAUCAAGGCUCCUACUCCACCGCCCCCAACUGUCCCUGAUAUCCCUGUGAUCCCUCAGAACGAGCAGAAGACGCUGAUCUACGUGCUGGUGAAGAAGCCUGACGAACAGCCUGAGAUCACCAUCCCUACCCCGGCGCCUACGCAGCCAAGCAAGCCGGAGGUGUACUUCAUCCGGUACAAGACCCAGAAACAAGAAGGGUACGCGCCCUCUGGAGUGCCCCAGUCUGAUUACGGCGCCCCCAGCGCCCCCGCGGCCCCCCAGGAUAACUACGGAGCCCCCCCGCCCCCCUCGCCUUCAUCCAGCUACGGAGUCCCCAGUGGGUCCGGAUCUUACUGAGCCUCUGACCGCCAAUUGUAAAUAUUGUUGUGAAUAGUCGUGAGUUCCGCGCCCCGAUCUCACGGAAGACCUCUCUUCGGAAACUCCAAAAACCAAAGAAUCUUAGAAAAUUUCCCCCUAAAAUUAUUGCUAAAUUGCUUUCUUGGAAUUGUUUCUAUGGUGUACAACCGGUUAUAUACAUUCAGCUUUUCUAUUGGAUAAAUGCGGUACUCCCACUUAACGUAAGUGAUUACUUACCUUAAGUGAUUACCUCUUCUUGAAGAAGUAAGAUAAUUGUUAUCAAGUAACAAUUAUUCGUUACAAGAUUUCCCAGAGGUCCAGGACUUAUCUGAUCUCCCAGUGGCUACAAUGAGAAGAAAGCGACUGGGAAAAGUCUAAGGGAAAGUCCUCAACUCCUGUUCCUUCUGCACCCUUUUGACGUUGUUAUUUUUAUAGUUGUACAGAAAUGUUAUUUUUAUUGUGCAUUUUAUAAUAAAAUGUA
Messenger RNA from Macrosteles quadrilineatus (aster leafhopper), 1140 nucleotides. RefSeq lists its product as uncharacterized. The transcript is spliced from 3 exons. NCBI's taxonomy places the organism in Eukaryota, Metazoa, Arthropoda, Insecta, Hemiptera, Cicadellidae. Bases 36 to 659 code for a protein of 207 amino acids. The record is from RefSeq and is a predicted model, not a curated record.